AUGCCUAAUCCCCCCUCGCCGCCAUCGCCAGUCUCUUCAGGCAAGAAGAGACCACAUCCCUCCGACACUCCGCCAACGCAAACCGACCCCGCGACCAAUACCGCGCCCAAACCCUCCGCGACGGCCGAGCCCUCCAUCUCGCCCGCCCAUUCAACCGCCGCCCCCGCCUCGUCCGCUUCCUCGUUCCGGAAUGUCUCCGCCUGCAAUCGUUGUCGACUGCGCAAGAACCGCUGCGACCAGCGCCUCCCGCGCUGCCAGUCCUGCGAGAAGGCCGGCGUGCGCUGCGUCGGAUACGACCCUAUCACCAAGCGGGAGAUCCCGCGCAGCUAUGUCUAUUUCCUGGAGUCGCGCGUAGCACAUCUCGAGAAACAAUUAGCGGAUAACAAUAUUGAGUUUAAGAAGGUCGUCGCUUUCGACGAGGAGGAGGCUAUCAAGGUCGAGGCUGAUGGCGACGCUGCGCAAGCUCGUCCUGGUUCUGACGCUCAGGCCCGGGAGGGGUCAGCAGAGAAAGCACGGUUGAAGAACACAUCGAAAGAAGAAGCUGAUCGACUAGGGCGCAGAGGAGAGGGGGAUAAUCGCGAUGCGGACGAUGACCCGUCUACCGAGGAUAAUUGGCGUCUACAGAAUCUGGUUUCGAAUAUCGGCAUGGUCUCUGUACAGGGUACUUCCGAUCCGCGAUAUCUGGGGUCGACGUCGGGCAUUUCUUUUGCCCGUGUUGUCUUCGCUGCGGUAAGGAGCUCACUCCCCGGUAACAUGCCGGAGCGUGCAGCGAUUCGAACGAGCGAUCGAUUGCCUCAGAGUGCUGCUGGCACUGCUGGGGGAGGGGGUAGUAUGCGCGAUUCCUUCUUCGGGCUGCAGACAAGACCGAUGAUGAAAUGCGCGACUUUCCCUGACCAGGAGCUAGCUGAACGGCUGGUUGAUCUUUACUUUGAACACGCGAAUCCUCAGAUGCCGAUUCUCCACCGGGGAGAUUUCAUGGAGCUGUUGGAUAAGACCUAUUUGUUAGAAGAGAAGAAGCGUUCUCCGCGUGCGCUUUAUGUGCUUAAUAUUGUAUUUGCUAUCGGUGCUGGUAUCAUCUUUGAGGAUAAGCCUCAAAGCUCGGAUGAUGAGAAUCGCAGCAGUCGUGGCCGGUCCUCGUCUGGGACGAAGAGACCGAGACUCUCGAGCCAUCAGUACCAGCCGGAGGAAUACCAUGCCUCGGCAAUCGUUCAUUUAGAAUCGUUCCUCGGUUCGUCCUCCAGCGAGGGCUUUGGUGGAUUGGAAGAGCUGCAGGCAGUGCUCCUUCUAGCCAGCUUUGCCCUAUUGCGACCCGUUGCACCGGGUCUCUGGUAUAUCGUCGGUGUGGCCACGCGCUUAGCCGUCGACCUUGGGCUUCAUUACGAGGAUGGAGCGGGCAUUGACUCUUCUACGAAAGACGGCAACCAAGCACAGUCACGGAUCGAUGCUCGUGAACGUGGACGACGCGAAUGGGUGCGCGAUAUCCGUCGUCGGUUGUGGUGGUGCGUCUACAGCUUUGACCGUCUGGUAGCUACGUGUGUUGGACGACCAUUUGGCAUCAGUGAUCAGGCCAUCAGCACAGAGUUCCCGUCUAUGAUGGACGACAAAUACAUCACCAAGUCCGGUCUUUUGACACCACCGGACGGGGCCCCUACAUAUAAGCAUGUCGCAUUCCACUAUUUCAAACUACGCCUUCUUCAAUCCGAGAUCCACGAUGUCCUCCAAUACCAACAGACGCGCGCUGUGCGGAAGAGAGGCCCUGGUGCAUCUAUUCUUCCGCACGCUGAGCUUUCCUCUCCUUUCCUUCAGGGCUUUGACUCGUUCCGCUCGUGGCGCUAUGAUCAGAGCUUGACGGUUCCUGCUGAAUUGGCGGGGGAACUUACUCCUGCAGAUGACGUUUCUAGUCCGUCCUUUUCUAAUCCUGAUGAAGGUGACGAGGAGGAUCAUGUCUAUCUCAAUGUUGCCGAGGCUGGUCAGAAGGUCAUUCGUAUCUAUCGCCAAUUGCAUAGAGUACGCUUGGUGAAUUAUACCUAUCUUGCUACGCAUCACAUUUUCAUGGCUGGAAUCUCCUUCUUAUAUGCCAUUUGGCAUUCGCCUUUGGUUCGAAGCCGCCUAACCCUCGAUGAAGUCGACUUCACCGUUCUCGCCGCAACUUCUGUUCUGGGUGACCUGAUGCACAAAUGUCCACCUGCGGAGGCAUGUCGGGACGCGUUCGAGCGCAUGAGCAAAGCAACCGUCCAGAUGUGCCUUUCAACAACCGGAUUCGGAUCACAGGUAGACAUGAGCCGUAUCUACGCCGCAUCAAACACCGGCAGCUCACUCCACCCCGGCCGGCCGCGACAGCCUAUGGACCAACGACACCGCGCAGGCCAAGGGCAAUCCCGGCGAGCGACGCAGACACGCCCGUCCCGUCCCACCCCAAACCCGGAGGGCCAUCCUGCCCCCAACCAGAAACGAUGGCCCCCAACUUCCCAGCAGACCAGUCUUCCCGGUCUUAUGGACAGCGCAAUCCAUCGAUGGAUUACUAUCUCAAGUACGAGAACCCAAACUCCCCACAACCGAACCCGCAAUUUUAUUACUCGAACUCGCCGCAACAUAGUGGCUCCCCCCGGCAGCAACGCUCAAACUCAUGGUUUGCCGUCUGCCGACACCGAGGCUCCGCAGGGCAUGAGCCUUGAUUUCUUGGAUUUUGGCUCGGGCGAUGCUGAAGGCCAGGGUAAUAUGGAAGGAGAAGGCAAUCCUGAUUACAAUAUGCUGGGUGUGCCGUCAUUGGGUCACAACCUGGGCCAAAAUGUUGGAAUCGAUCUUGGCUUUGGUAUGGCUAUGGACUUCCAGCAUGACUGGAGUGAGAAUCCUAAUUACGAUCUUUUGGAGGGCUAUUUCUUUGGUGGUUCUGGGGCCGGCGCACCUGGAGGGGAUGUCUAG
Penicillium mononematosum is the source of this 2922-nucleotide messenger RNA. Its product is annotated as Zn(II)2Cys6 transcription factor. Lineage: Eukaryota; Fungi; Ascomycota; Eurotiomycetes; Eurotiales; Aspergillaceae. Gene Ontology annotation, biological process: positive regulation of transcription by RNA polymerase II; DNA-templated transcription. The coding region runs from base 1 to 2922 and encodes 973 amino acids. The record is from RefSeq and is a predicted model, not a curated record. Gene Ontology annotation, molecular function: zinc ion binding; sequence-specific DNA binding; DNA-binding transcription factor activity, RNA polymerase II-specific. The transcript is spliced from 5 exons.